CCCUAAUCACGAUGUUUACGAACGAGUGCAAACGAAGGAAGGGACAGAGAGACCAAAACAAUUACGGAAGAUAACCACAAAAAGAACGUGGAAAAUUUAUGAAAUUCUGUGAAAAUCGCGUGUGGCGCAUUUCAGAAAAUGGUGCUGCGCUCCGGCAUUAUAAUUCCGUUUCAGUUUCGCGACACAAAGAAGCUGCUCAUGAUUGGCGUGCCCGAGGAGAAUCGAAAUCUUAACAUAUGGGACCUGAAGAACGUUGUGCGUGCCGCCUUUGGGAUAUACAAUUUCGAGUUUCGCAACAAGAAAAUUGGCUUUAACAUACCCGACGAGCUGUUGCUGCACUAUCUGGCCCAAAGGCACGACCUUACCAAUUUCGUUAUAGAAAUCAGUCAAGUGUACGAUGUGGCUCUGGAUAACUACGUCUUGAAUCGACAGUGCCGUUGCGCGGAGCAGAAGCUGCUGAACGACUCGCCCACACCCGAGGAACCCACGAACCUGUGUCAGCCCAGCAGCGUCUUGGAGUCGACACCCACGCCCAUUUUGGCCAUGCCAGCCUGCGAGGAGGAUGAGCACGAGGAGAGCAUGAAGUAUCGCAUCGAUAAGACCAGCAGCAGUGGUGCAGCCUCGGCGGAACUGGGCAUGCCCGCCUAUGAGGCCUGCAGCCCGAAGAUGGACUACGAUACGCAGGAUGAGCUGCCGGACUCGCCGCAUUCACAGCAGCUGCCACCACCGCCAUUGCCGUUGCCGCCGGCAUUGCCGUUGCCACCGCCACCAACCUCCCACCAUCAUCAGUUGCAGCAGCAGCAACAGCAGCACGAGGAAGAGCAGCAGCAGCUGCUGCAGGAACGCAUUCAGCACGAGUACAUGAUACAGCAGCAGCAGCAACAUCAGCACUUGCAGCAGCAGCAACAGCAUUUGGCGCUGCUACAGCAGCAGCAGCAAGAGGAGCAACAGCAGCAGCAGGCAGCAGUCGCUGCAGGGCACGCUCUGCCCGGCCAGCAGCAAGUCUUCAGCAUGGCGGCCAUGGGCACCACCACCACCAAUAACAUUCGACAACGCAAGGAACGCAUGUCUAAACGGCAGAAGGAGCUGUACGUACACUUUCUGCAGCAGCAUCAAUUCAUCAACGAUCAUCGGCGCAACGAUCCCGUGCUGGAUCCGUACUGGCUGAAGCUGGCCAAUCUGUUGAAUGCGGUGCCCCAGGGCGCCGUCAAGCAUGUGACCGAGUGGAAGCAGACCUUUGACAACUGGCGCUAUCGCAUCUUUCUGUACGCGCGCUACAACUCCAAGCUGCAGGACGAGGAGGCGCAGAAUCCGCGCAACUUCAAGCCACUGACACGCACCGACAAGCAGGCCUACAUCAUGUGGAUACGCAAUCCGGAUACGGCGCCACCCGAUCUGGACAAAAUGCGUAAUGUCUUCUGCAAUCUGGAGGAGACCACGGCGCAGCAGGACUAGCGAACAACGUCUCCAACAAUUGCCAUUAUCGUAGUCUAUAAAUAUGGAAAAUGUUCUUUCUUUUCUUCGUCUUUCCUGGUUUCAAUCGUCGUUAACUGUGUAUAAGUAUAUCUUUCCGUUCUUUCCUGUUUCUGGGAAUGCAUUUUCCUCUAAUUUUGUCAUUGUUAUGCCUUAUAUGAAUAUUAAAAGUGUGUUUUUUUGAAUGAAGCUCUAA
Drosophila subobscura is the source of this 1669-nucleotide messenger RNA. RefSeq names its product putative mediator of RNA polymerase II transcription subunit 12. The coding region runs from base 139 to 1455 and encodes 438 amino acids. The record is from RefSeq and is a predicted model, not a curated record. The transcript has 4 exons. Lineage: Eukaryota; Metazoa; Arthropoda; Insecta; Diptera; Drosophilidae.